AUGACGAGCAAAAAGGAUACUUAUUAUAUUGGAAGAGCAGCUGAGAGUUUUGAUAGAGUUCAAUGGUUCCAAAAGUAUGAAAGUUUGGAGAAAUGUUUCUCUUUUCCAACUGUAGAGUCAUUCUUAAAAUAUGCUAAGAACCACCAGAUCGUGGACGUUGAAUAUGUUGAAGUUAUGAAUAAUGGGUUAUCCCUUAAAUAUUGUCCUUCAAUCCUCGAGGAUCUUGAAUCUUAUGUUCUGGAAGCGGAAAUCCCGAAACUUAAACUUUACGAAUUGGAUUUCGACCAACUAAAAAGAUUGGAGGCUCUGAAUAAGGAAGUUGAGUCCAUUGAUACAUUAUUUAUCAAAUAUAAAGACUUUGAACUUGACCUUAUUGAUAAGUAUCACGUUAAGUCCUUGAAUUUGAAGGUCACUCAGAAUACCGACUUUGCAAAGUUGAAGGAUAUUGAAAUACCCAUUUCUUUGAUCCUUGGACCCAGCGUCAAGGCUGAUGGUUUACCUACCAAUUUAGAAUCUUUGGAGAUUACCACGAAGAAAAAUUCUAUAAAUUUUGAUUUUAGUAACUUAGAAGGAUUGAAGACACUCAAACUCACAGCUUCGAAGUGCCAAAUAUCCCUCCCUUCCAAUUUGCAGCGUCUCGAAAUUAAAGCUUUCCAAAUACUUAACGAAGAUAUUUCGAAAGUUUUCCCGGCGAGUCUCAAGUAUCUCUCACUAAGCCUGGUGAGUGUGCCUGAAGGAUUUGAGCUUCCACCAGCACUUGAAGAAAUUGAAUGCCUCGGCACUGAUAUUCGUUUCAAAUACCCAAGUUCAAUUAAAAAGGCAAAGUUUGAUUUAUGUUAUGCUUCCAUGGGAUCCCCAGGAGAGUUACCUGACUCAUUAGAGGAGAUCAUAUUCUCUGACCAUGGUGCACCUUUACCAACAGUUUCUAGUCUCUCGAAUUUGAAGAAACUACGCAUAGAAUAUCUUGGAAUGCCAAGCUGUGAAACCGAAGGAACAGAAGUUAUUUUACCUGAGAACCUUGAAACUUUCGAAUCCAAUGAUUUUAACGUCAAGUAUAUCUUCAACGACAAGUUGGUUAGCAUUUCUUUGGGUUGUAUGCUGAGAUCCAAAACAGUGGAAAAGAACAAUUUCCCUAGUGACUUGAAGUAUCUUCAUGUCUCUGAUUGUUCUUAUAUGCAACUUCAAAAUCUUCCUCCCAAAUUACAACUUCUUGCUAUUGAAGAUGGUACCCAAAGUGCGAGUUUCACUGUUAAUCUCCCCACAAGUUUGAAAAUGUUACUUCUUACAUCGAGUUAUAUUGAUGACAUAGUGCUAAGUGAAGGUUUGAAAUACAUGUAUAUAGCAAAUGGAGGGAAAACUGAUGGGGUGCUUCUCAAAAAGUUGCCAGAGACAUUGGAAAUUUUGACUUUAUACAACAUUUUUUUGGAUGGAGAUUCAAUAGACCUUAGUGAAAGUAACAUAACUGAGUUGCAUUUGAAUAGAAUGGACAAGUACAGGAUCGAACUACCCAAAUCCAUUCAGCUCAUACAAACACCUGUAGAUUCUCAAGAAUCUUUAGAUAAUUUGGAUUUGACCAACAUCCUGGAAAUAACAAUCGUCAAAGGUAAAAGUCCUUCAAAGGCUCAUAGAUAA
Molecule: messenger RNA, 1632 nt
Organism: Yamadazyma jaroonii
Lineage: Eukaryota; Fungi; Ascomycota; Pichiomycetes; Serinales; Debaryomycetaceae
Source: the annotation of a GenBank genome assembly